UUCAAGACCGCUGGCGUGCGCGAUGGCCGUCCCGUGCACUUUGAUCACCAGCUGCGCUGCGGGCUUCCCCGGGGAGGAGCUGGUGAAACGUAUCACUGGAGAAGAAGAGCUCCCUGAGCACAUGGCCGCCGAGAGUGGAGCUCGGUUUUACCCCUGGAUGAUAGACAAUAAAUAUUACUCCGCUGCCAUCCAUCUCUGCGUGGUGGCAAACAUGUUUCAGGUGACAGCGGAAAUUGCCGAGUCCAUUCAGGCUUUCCUGAUCUACUUUGACAGCACCGCA
Thamnophis sirtalis is the source of this 280-nucleotide messenger RNA. NCBI's taxonomy places the organism in Eukaryota, Metazoa, Chordata, Lepidosauria, Squamata, Natricidae. The record is from RefSeq and is a predicted model, not a curated record.